Molecule: messenger RNA, 1385 nt
Organism: Girardinichthys multiradiatus
Lineage: Eukaryota; Metazoa; Chordata; Actinopteri; Cyprinodontiformes; Goodeidae
Product: threonylcarbamoyl-AMP synthase-like
Exons: 6
Coding region: 1-750 (249 amino acids)
Biological process (GO): regulation of translational fidelity
Cellular component (GO): cytoplasm
Molecular function (GO): tRNA binding; double-stranded RNA binding; nucleotidyltransferase activity
Source: RefSeq, a predicted model, not a curated record
AUGGGGCCUCCCCUCAUCAAGGGAAAAAUGAAUUCAGAAAUAUCCCCGGAGCUGCCCUGUCCGGUGGCUAGCUCUCGCCUCUCCAGCAGCCUCUUAAAAAUUGCUGGGCUUCUGGAAGAGGGAGGAGUGUGUGGUAUUCCCACUGACACUGUGUACGCUCUGGCUGCCUCCUGCAAGAAUCCCCAGGCAAUAGAGAAAAUCUACAACAUCAAAGACCGGCCAGCAGAGAAGCCUAUAUGCAUUUGCAUUUCUAGUGUAGAGCAGCUGGUAGCAGCCAAGCCUCCUUUCAGUCCUCUGCUGUGGGAGUUCAUGAGGAAUGUGUAUCCAGGAGGCAUCAGCUGCAUCGUCAGCAAAGGAAACUGGCUGUUACAGCUUGGAGUGGGAGCAGCUUAUGACCGUGUUGGCACCAGGGAUAGCAUCAUGAUCCGUGUCCCUGACCACACGGUGACCUGCCACUUAUGUGACAUCACUGGACCCCUCGCUAUUACAUCAGCCAACCCCAGUGGUGAACCAGACAGCACCCACCACAGCAUGGUCAUCAAUCGACUGGGGCACAAGAUCCAGGGGGUUCUCUGUGAUGGCGACUCAAAUGAGGUUGUUGCUUCCACUGUGGUCAACUGUCUGAGGAUUGAUGAAGGCAUCAUCAGCAUUCUCAGGGAAGGCUGUGUUCCUGCAGCAAAGGUUCAACAGAUCUUUGACAGAGUAAAAAGCACUAUGCCGGGAAGAUCGGCUCUUUCAGUUUCUUUAUGACACUGUAUGACUUUAGAGCUAUUUGCAAUGAAACAUUGGGUGGAGCUGUUCUGCAUUGUUACUCCAAUGAUGUUGAGCUAUGUAUAAAAUAAAUAAAUAAAUAAAAAGCUAAAAUAAAGGUACUUUUACUUUGUUAAAUAUUCCAUUUAGGUCUAGUCUUUUCCAGUUAUUUUACCUGUGUUCAUUAAUGUUUUUGUUCUCCAGGUGUUUUUUCCUUUAGGUUUAGUUUCUAACUUAUUCUUGUAUUCUGCUCAUUGUGCAUUUUAGAUUAUUUUCAUCUGUAUGAAUUUUACCUUUGGUUAGAUAGUUUGUAUAUAUUCUGUUCAGCCACCGUCAUGCUUGUUUACCACUAUUCCACAGCCAUUGUGCCAUCAGUUUAUUCAGCCCACCUGUCCCUGUCAUCAUGCUCAUGCCACUCACCUGUCUCUUCUGCUACUUAAGCUCCCGUUUUCUACUGUUUCUGUUUCUGUUCCAUGGCCGCAGUGUUGCCUGCCAUUUGCUAUGCCUGUUUUGUUUUUUGUCCACGAUCAUGUUUUGUUCUCCUCAUGCCAUGCAAUGGGUUUUGUAAGUUUACUUUUUAUUUUUUAUAUUUAAUUCCUUCAUAUUACUGCAAUGCUCCGGCAUACCUGUCUGGA